Molecule: messenger RNA, 1686 nt
Organism: Lindgomyces ingoldianus
Lineage: Eukaryota; Fungi; Ascomycota; Dothideomycetes; Pleosporales; Lindgomycetaceae
Exons: 5
Coding region: 1-1686 (561 amino acids)
Biological process (GO): defense response; superoxide anion generation
Cellular component (GO): NADPH oxidase complex; plasma membrane
Molecular function (GO): superoxide-generating NAD(P)H oxidase activity
Source: RefSeq, a predicted model, not a curated record
AUGUCGGCCUUUACAAGUCUCACGGGUCGAGAGAGGUCGAGAUGGCCGCCUCUCACCCGUAUGCUCAUGUCGGGGGAGAUGUCGGACGAGGCACCGAGACAGUUGUAUCUAAAGGAAAAAAUCGACCGAUGGAUGGUAAAUGAAGGCUACCGAAGAUUAUUCGUUUUUGUUUUCGUGAUACUCCAUUUGAUGGUCUUCAUUUUCGGUAUGAUGAAUUACGGGCUUACGGAAAGAUCCGUCGGUUCGCGAUCAAUAUUUGGACUCACCUUUCCUAUCGCCCGUUCUGCCGCGUUGGUACUUCACGUAGACAUCGCGCUCGUUCUAUUUCCUGUCUGUAGGAACAUAAUUUCCAUGGUCCGCCGAACCCCGUUGAACGGUAUCAUUCCUUUCGACAAGAACAUCACCUUCCAUAAGCUUGUUGGUUGGUCGAUCUUCUUCUUCUCCUGGGUACACACCAUUGCUCACUGGAACAAUCUGGCCAAAUUCUCUGCUGUUAACAACUUGGGAUUUAAGGGAUUCAUCGCGGCUAAUCUGCUCACUGGCCCUGGAUGGACUGGAUACAUUAUGUUGGUUGCUUUGUGCGCCAUGGUGGGGACUGCGAUCGAACAGUAUCGACGGUCUAACUUCGAGCGAUUCUGGUACACGCAUCACCUUUUCGUCAUAUUUUUCAUAUUCUGGUCGAUUCACGGAGCGUUCUGCAUGAUUAAGCCCGAUUUUGCGCCAUUCUGUGCCGGAAUUGGUGUUUUCUGGGAGUAUUGGAUGUAUGGUGGAUUUGCCUAUCUGGCAGAGCGAGUUGCUCGUGAACUUCGAGGCCGCCACAAGACUUUCAUCUCGAAAGUCAUUCAACACCCAAGCAAUGUCAUGGAGGUUCAGAUCAAGAAAGAGCACACGAAGACACAGGCCGGCCAAUACAUCUUUAUUUGCUGCCCCGAGGUUUCAAUCUGGCAGUACCAUCCUUUCACUCUAACGAGUGCGCCCGAAGAGGACUACAUUUCAGUCCACAUUCGAAUGGUCGGAGACUUUACUAAGGCUUUCGGGAAAGCGCUCGGCUGUGACUUCGACCGGAAAGGAGCUGGAGGUAGCAAAGGAGGAGAAAAGGCCGUUUCUGACAACUCGGAGCUACGCAAAAUCCUUCCCCGAGUCUAUAUUGAUGGUCCGUUUGGUUCCGCCUCUGAGGAUGUCUUCAAGUUCGAGAUUGCCGUGCUGGUCGGUGCGGGUAUUGGUGUAACUCCUUUCGCUUCGAUCCUGAAGAGUAUCUGGUACAGAAUGAACUACCCGCAGGGAAGGACGCGUCUCCGAAAGGUCUAUUUCUUCUGGAUUUGCAGAGAUUUUGGAUCCUUCGAAUGGUUCAGAUCGCUGCUCUUGGCCAUUGAGGCACAAGAUCUCGACGACCAUAUUGAGAUUCAUACCUAUCUCACUGCCAAGAUCAAGGCCGACGAUGCAACGAACAUCAUGAUUAACGACGCGAACGCAGAGCAAGAUGCCAUCACUGGUCUUCGAGCCCCUACCAAUUUCGGUCGACCUAAUUGGGAUAUGAUCUUCAAGUCUAUCCGUAAGAUCCACGCGCCGGCCGAAGCAGGAGUUUUCUUCUGCGGUCCCAAAGCACUAGGUUCAACGCUUCACGUUAAGUGUAACAUGUACUCAGAGCCAGGGUUUAACUUUGUUUGGGGCAAGGAGAACUUUUAG